CUUCCUCGUAGACUGAAGUCCCAUGCCAUCUGCCCAUACCCUGUUCUUAUGCUCUCCUCGGUACACGACAACCUUAACGUAAUCCCAAACUCCCCUGAUCUUCUUUCUCUCUCUCUCUCCACUCUGAAAGUGCUUAUAUUUUAUAGGUUAGUAAAUCACCUAAACUCCCUUCUUAACUUUCCUUUCCCUUGCUUGAAGAAAUCAGCUCGACUUGCUUUAAUGGCUAAUAUCUAUUUUUGGUUUUUUCCAGUGUAUUUCUUGUGUCGGUGAUUUAUGCUCGUCGAGUUGUGGUUGUGGAAGAAUAAAACCAACCCUUGUGAGCAAAUACAAGAAGAAGAAGACGAAGAAGAACAAUAAGAGUUAAACAAAGAAAAAUAACUGAAAAAGAUGGUGGAAACGGGACAUAACCACCAGCCACAGCAAACGCAGGCGCCUCCACCGCGCCCAGCUCUCCCUCUGGGAGGAGCAAGGGGUCCCGCUUGGCCUCCCGCUGAGCAACUGGGGCAGCUCCAGUACUGCAUCCACUCCAACCCUUCAUGGGUGGAAGCAUCGUUACUGGCUUUUCAGCACUACAUCGUAGUGCUUGGAACUACGGUUCUGAUUGCCAGUACUCUAGUGCCUCUCAUGGGCGGGAGCCAUGGUGAUAAAUCCCGUGUUAUUCAAACAAUACUUUUUAUGUCGGGACUGAACACACUGCUUCAAACGAUUAUUGGGACAAGGCUUCCUACAGUGAUGGGUGCAUCCUAUGCUUUCGUCAUACCAGUUUUAACGAUUAUCAAUGAUUUAAGUGAUGAGGACUUCACAUCUGAGCAUCAGAGGUUUGCCCACACUAUGAGAACGAUUCAAGGAUCCCUAAUUGUAUCUUCCUUUGUCAACAUCAUUCUUGGAUAUAGUAAGGCAUGGGGGACUUUGACAAGGUUAUUCAGUCCCAUUGUUCUUGUACCAGGGGUUUGUCUAGUGGGCCUUGGUCUGUUCAUGAGGGGCUUCCCACUGCUUGCCAACUGUGUGGAGAUUGGCCUGCCCAUGCUUAUUCUGCUGGUUGUUAUCCAGCAGUAUUUAAAGCGCGUUCAUCCUAAGGGCCAUUUCAUAGUUGAGAGGUUUGGGUUGCUUUUUUGUAUUGGUAUUGUCUGGGCUUUUGCAGCUAUCCUCACUGAGGCUGGUGCUUACAACAAUGUAAAAGAGCAGACUAAGAGGAGUUGCCGCACAGAUCGUUCGUACCUUAUACAAUCUGCUCCUUGGAUUAAAAUUCCUUACCCAUUUCAGUGGGGUACUCCCAUAUUCAGAGCGAGCCAUGUCUUUGCAAUGAUAGGGGCAGCACUUGUUACAUCUGCAGAGUCAACUGGAACAUUUUUUGCAGCAGCACGUCUUGCAGGUGCAACGCCCCCUCCAGCACAUGUUCUCAGCCGAAGUAUUGGCCUGCAGGGUAUUUUCUUGCUGCUUGAAGGCAUCUUUGGUGCUGCAGUUGGUACUACAGCAUCUGUUGAAAAUGUUGGCCUCCUUGGACUGACUCACAUAGGGAGCAGAAGAGUGGUGCAGAUUUCAACUGCUUUCAUGAUCUUCUUCUCCAUAUUUGGGAAAUUUGGUGCCUUCUUUGCAUCUAUUCCUUUACCAAUAUUUGCUGCAAUCUACUGUGUUUUAUUUGGCUUUGUUGCUGCUGUUGGGAUCUCAUUAAUGCAGUUCGUAAACAAUAAUUCCUUGAGAAACCUCUACGUUUUGGGUCUGUCCUUGUUCCUUGGAAUAUCUGUACCUCAAUAUUUUAUCAUGAACACCAAUCAGACUAAUGGAAAUGGACCAGUUAGAACAGGUGGUGGAUGGUUCAACAGCAUCAUUAACACAAUAUUCUCGUCGCCACCAACUGUGGCGAUAAUCGUCGGGACGGUCCUUGAUAACACGCUAGAGUGGAAGCACACAUUUAAUGACAGAGGACUGCCGUGGUGGGUUCCCUUCCAAAAUAGGGAUGGAGAUGUGAGAAAUGAUGAGUUCUAUCGCCUUCCUUUAAGGAUAAAUGAGUAUAUACCUACCAGAUUUCUCUAAAUAACUCUUACCCUCGUGUAUAUUAUAGCUAUAUACUAAGGAAAAAAAACUAUUGGUUUUGUUAUGUGUAAAACUAGGUGUGUUCUAAUUAUAUAAGAUUGUAUUGUCCACAUAUCGGUUUUCGAUUGGCCAUGUCCCUGGCUUCUUUACCUGCUACCCGACUCUCGGAUGACCCUUUUUUCCGGUAGCCAAAUGCAUGGAACUCUUGCGCGGUUCGGCUCCUGCAGGCAGCAUUGAUAGAAGGGGAACUGAGGGGAUUCUUUCUAAUCUAUGCUAUGUGGAAAAGGGAAGUAACUCAUAAACCAACAGAUGAGCUUUGGAUAUGUUGCUAGGUUUGCACCUGAAUUUUGGAAUUCAGAUACUUGUGGAUCAUUACUACUUGUUUUGAAAUAUUAGCAUUUAUGUAUAAUGUUUUCUAAA
Molecule: messenger RNA, 2454 nt
Organism: Juglans microcarpa x Juglans regia
Lineage: Eukaryota; Viridiplantae; Streptophyta; Magnoliopsida; Fagales; Juglandaceae
Product: nucleobase-ascorbate transporter 3-like
Exons: 14
Coding region: 388-2034 (548 amino acids)
Biological process (GO): transmembrane transport
Cellular component (GO): plasmodesma; plasma membrane
Molecular function (GO): transmembrane transporter activity
Source: RefSeq, a predicted model, not a curated record